Molecule: messenger RNA, 2643 nt
Organism: Osmerus eperlanus (European smelt)
Lineage: Eukaryota; Metazoa; Chordata; Actinopteri; Osmeriformes; Osmeridae
Product: extracellular calcium-sensing receptor-like
Exons: 9
Coding region: 1-2643 (880 amino acids)
Biological process (GO): G protein-coupled receptor signaling pathway
Cellular component (GO): plasma membrane
Molecular function (GO): G protein-coupled receptor activity
Source: RefSeq, a predicted model, not a curated record
AUGACGUGCCUGGGAGCCAAGCUCUUGGUGCUGGGGGUUCGUCUCCUGGUGGGCCAGCUGUGCUCUGUGGUGUCCCAGGACGGGUGCUCCUUCCUGGGCUUGGAGGAGACUGGCAGCCUCUACGAGGAGGGAGAUCUGGUCAUCGGAGGCUUGUUCCCUCUCCACAACAGUCCCGUCUCUCCUGUUCUUUCCUUUCAAUGGAAACCGCAACCGCACACUUAUAACUUCAGUCCGCGAGCCCUGCGCUGGAUGCAGACCAUGGUGUUCGCCGUGAGAGAGAUCAACCAGCGCGAGGACCUGCUCCCUCAGCUGAAACUGGGCUUCCACAUCAGGGACAGCUGUGACGACGUGCACACGUCCCUCCAGGAGGCCCUGUUCCUGGUCAACGGCAAGCCAGAGACAGCCAGGGCUUCUGGGGGCGCCGAUCUUCCCGGUCCAGGGACCAGACAGGGUCUUGGAUGUUCAGCUGCACGCAAAGCUCGGUCACCUGUCAUCAUAGGCGACGCUGGCUCUGGAGUCUCCAUGGCCUUGUUAAGAACUCUAGGCUCCUUCAACAUCCCCCUGGUGAGCUACUUUGCCUCCUGCAGCUGUCUGAGCGACCAGAGCAAGUUCCCCACGUUCAUGCGGACGAUGCCGAGCGAUGCCUUCCAGAUCCGGGCCCUGGCACGUCUGGUGCACUACUUCGGCUGGACCUGGGUGGGCGUGAUCGGGGUGGAGUCCGCCUACGCACGCUUCGCCAUCCAGCUGUUCCUCCAGGCAGCCGAGCAGUUCGGUGUGUGUCCCGCCUACGUCCACUUCUACCCUGUGGUGCUGACAGACAGGCCGUUGGAUGAGCUGGUGGACGUCAUACAGGGCUCCUCCUCCAGGGUCGUCCUGAACUUCUCUGGCGAGCCGGAGCUCGUCUCCAUCCUGAGAGAGAUGCGACGCCGCAACAUCACCGGCCUGCAGUGGGUCGCCAGUGAGGCUUGGGCCACCGCCAAGUCCCUCUGGGGAGAGUUUGGGGACAUGCUGAAGGGCACCCUGGGUUUUGGGAUCCACAAGGCGGACGUUAUCCCCGGGCUGGGAGAUCACCUGACCCGGCUGGACGCGGCCAGCGCAUGCCAGUCCCCCUUCAUGGCUGAGCUCUGGCAGGAGAUGUUUGACUGUUGGUUAAACGGGUCCUCCAACACACACUCUCACACAGAGUCGAACCCGGACAGGGGGCCCUGCCGUGGGACAGAGAGGUUAUCGGAUGUCUACUCUGCCUACUCUGACGUGACGGACCUCAGGGUGUCGUACAACGUCUACAAGGCUGUUUACCUCAUCGCCCACGCCCUUCAUGACAUGGGGAACUGCGUUAGGGGGCAAGGUCCCUUCAUCAAUGGGACCUGUGGGGACCUGAAGGAUUUCAAACCAUGGCAGUUGCUGCACUACAUGAGGAGGGUGAAGUUCUCCACUCUGGGGGAGGAGGUCAGAUUCGAUGACAACGGCGACCCCAUAGCCUCCUACGACCUCAUGAACUGGCACAAGGGUCCCGAUGGCUCCCUGCGAUUGGUUAAAGUGGGCUUCUAUAACGCCUUAUUGGUUGAUGAGCAGGAACUGGUCAUAAAUGACUCAGCUAUUCAGUGGCCCGUCGGCCAACAGGCAGCUCGCUCAGUGUGCAGUGAGAGCUGCCCUCCUGGCACCCGAUUGGCCAACAGGAAGGGGCAGCCAGUCUGCUGCUUCGACUGCAUCCCCUGUUCUGACGGGGAGGUCAGCAACCACACCGAUUCCUUAAACUGCAUCCACUGCUCAGAGGACAGCUGGCCCAACGCAGGCAGGGACGACUGUGUCCCCAAGAUGGUGGACUUCCUGUCCUACCACGAGCCCAUGGGCGUGGUCUUGUGCUCCGUGUCUCUGCUAGGAGCCGGCUCCUCCCUGUCUGUGCUGGCCGUGUUCCUCAGCCACAGACACACCCCCGUCGUCCGCGGCAACAACAUGGAGCUCAGCUUCCUGCUCCUCCUCUUCCUCUGCAUCUGCUUCCUCAUUGGUCUCCUGUUCAUCGGCGAGCCCUCUGAUUGGCUGUGCCGUGUGCGGUACCCGGCGUUUGGGAUCAGUUUUGCCCUCUGCAUUUCCUGCCUCCUGGCCAAGACUGCUGUGGUGUUGAUUGCCUUCAGGGCCACCCUGCCAGGAAGUGAUGUCAUGAAGUGGUUUGGCCCCACCCAGCAGAAAGCCAGUGUUCUGGUGUGCACUGCCAUCCAGGGACUGAUCUGUAUAAUCUGGCUCCUCACCACCCCCCCGCACACCAACCGCAACACCGCCUACCUCGGUGCCGUCAUCAUACUGGAGUGUGCCAUGGGGUCGGAGAUCGGCUUCUGGUGCGUUCUGGGAUACAUCGGCCUGCUGGCCUCCCUCUGCCUCCUCCUGGCCUUCCUGGCCAGGAAACUCCCGGACAACUUCAACGAGGCCAAGCUCAUCACCUUCAGCAUGCUGAUCUUCUUCGCCGUGUGGGUCACGUUCAUCCCCGUGUACGUGAGCACGGCUGGGAAGUACACGGUGGCUGUGCACAUCUUCGCCAUCCUGGCCUCCACCUUCGGCCUUCUGUUGUGUAUUUUUGCGCCCAAGUGCUACGUUGUCAUGCUGAAACCGGAGAAGAACAACAGGAAACAGAUGAUGCGGAAGUAA